This is a messenger RNA of Entrophospora candida, 153 nucleotides long. NCBI's taxonomy places the organism in Eukaryota, Fungi, Glomeromycota, Glomeromycetes, Entrophosporales, Entrophosporaceae. The record is from the annotation of a GenBank genome assembly.
AUGGGCAGAAGUAAAUUAUCAUCUAGAAGAAAUGCUAAGGGUAAAAGGAAAAGAAGACCAUCGACAGACGAAGAUAGAUAUUAUGAAUCAUCUACAUCAUCUACUACAACUAUUUGUGUUAGAAAUAUGCCACCUUCAUUUUUUCGACAUGAU